AUGUCUUUGCUGGCUUGGAAUUGUCGCGGGGCGGCAAAGAAAAGGUUUUUGGGAACCUUAACUAGUAUGAUCCGAAAACACAGAAUAGAUUUGACUGCUAUUUUUGAACCUAGAAUAAGUGGUGCGAAAGCUCAAAAGAUUAUUAAAAGAACAGGGUAUAACAACUGUAUUGUGGAAGAAGCUCAAGGUUUCAUGGGAGGGAUCUGGGUUUUGUGGAACAAGGAGUUCUGUAAUGUUACGAUUUUGGAAAAGAACAUGCAAAUGGUUCAUUUGAAAGUUUGUUUUUCCGAUAAUGUUGCGUUCUUAUGCACAUUUAUUUACGCCAAUCCUAGAGAAGAGGUGAGACGUAGCCUUUGGCAGGAUCUUUGUCGGAUUGCUGAUUCUAUGAAUGAGCCCUGGCUUAUCACCGGUGAUUUUAAUGAAAUCGCUUCCCCUUUUGAGAAACGUGGAGGUGCCCCGGUAGAUUUAUAUAAAUGUAACAGAUUUGCUUCCUUGCUUACGGAUCUGAAGAUGAUUGAUUUGAAUAGUUCCGGUUCGAGAUUUACUUGGCGUGGUCCUCGUUUCCUGAAUAUGGAUAGAGUUUUCAAACGGUUAGAUCGUGCUUGCAGUAACGAUUUAUGGAGGGUUACAUUUGAGGAGGGUCAUGUUCUUACCCCUUGCAUUAAGGAGUGGAAUGAGAAGGUGUUUGGGAAUAUUAAGCAUAGGAAGAAUAAGUUGAUGAGAAGACUUGAAGGUAUUCAAAGAGCCAUUUCUGAGCACAAUAAAGAUUAUCUGGAGAAAGUGGAGUGCAAGAUCAAAGCUGAACUUGAGGAGGUCCUUGAUCAAGAGGAGUUAUUAUGGUAUGAAAAGUCUCGAACUCAGUGGAUUAAUCAAGGUGACAGAAACACGAGAUACUAUCAUACAAAGACUAUUGUCAGAAGGAAAAGAGGUAGAAUCGUGGAACUCAAGGAUGAUAAUGGAAGUUGGAUUCGUGAAGAGGAAGGCCUGGUUAAGAUGAUCCGCGAUUUUUAUAUUAAUCUUUUCAAAGAUGAAAGCUGUCAUCGUGAGUGGAUCAAUACUAGAUGGCCUAUUGUUCCUGAGGAAGUCAUGGAUAAAUUAAGGGUGAGUGUUACUAAGGAGGAAGUUAAAAAAGCUUUUUUCACAAUGAAAGGCUCAAAAGCCCCAGGGGAGGAUGGGUACAUAGCUGCUUUUUAUCAAAAGAACUGGAAUCUGGUAGGUGAUCAAGUCUGGAAUGCUUUCCUAGCUUAUUUGGAAAACCCGCAAACCAUUGCUGAUAUUAAUGGUACGAUUAUUACCCUUAUCCCAAAGGUUAAUAAGCCUACAUUGGUUUCUCAAUUCAGGCCAAUUUCCUUGUGCAAUGUGAUUUACAAAGGCAUGAGUAAAGUUAUAGUGGGUAGACUGAAGGAAGUAAUGGAAGCUUUGGUUUCUGAUAACCAAACCAGCUUUGUCCCAAACAGAAACUUGCAGAAUAACAUUAUUGCAGCUAAAGAUAUUGUCCAUUCGAUGACAAAGUUUAAAGGUAAGAUGGGUACUAUGGCCAUUAAAAUUGAUUUAGAGAAAGCCUAUGAUAAGCUGAAUUGGUCGUUUAUUCGUAAGGUUAUCUCUGAAAUACAGCUUCCGUCUUGGAUGGUUGAAUUCAUUAUGGCGUCUAUCACAACUAAUAGUUUCAAAGUGCUUGUGAAUGGGGGCUUGUCUGAAACUAUUAUUCCUGAACGUGGAAUUCGACAGGGUGAUCCAUUAUCCCCAUACAUCUUUGUCUUAUGUGUUGAAAAGCUAUCUCAUCUUAUUGCUCAAAGGGUUGGCAGUGGUGUGUGGAAACCGAUCAGAGUGUGUAGAGGUGGUCCAACAGUCUCCCAUCUCAUGUUUGCAGAUGAUAUUGUCCUUUUCUCUGAAGCUUCGGUGCAGCAAAUGCAGGUAAUAAUGGAGUGUUUAGAUCUUUUUUGCAGAAUGUCUGGUCAAAGUAUAAGUGUUCAUAAGUCUACCAUUUAUUUCUCUUCCAAUACAUCUGAUGCAACUGCAAAUGCAAUUUCUGCGCUCUCUGGGUUCAAAAGAGUCAGUAGCAUUGGUAAAUAUCUGGGCUCUUUUAUCAGGCAAGGGCGAAAUUUGAAAUCAAAUUAUGCUGAUCUAAUGGAUCGGGUUCGUAAGAAACUUGAUGGAUGGAAGCAUCAAAGUUUAUCUUUUGCGGGGAAAGUCACUCUGGCUAAAUCAGUGAUUGGUGCUAUUCCCUCUUUUCAUAUGCAAAAUGGUCUUCUUCCCACUUCUGUGUGUGAUGAGAUUGAACAGCUUCAACAGAACUUCAUUUGGGGUAUUAAUAAAGCUCAUUUAGUGGCUUGGGACACAAUGUAUAAGCCGAAGGAAAUGGGAGGUCUUGGUAUUAUCAGAUUGCGUACUCAAAAUGAGUCUUAUAUUCAUAAGUUGGCUUGGAAAAUCUUAACUGACAAGGAGGAACUUUGGGUUAAGAUUUUGAGAGCCAAGUAUGGCAGAGGUAAAGAUUUGAGGCGUGAGAUAAGCUCUAAGCCUUAUGAUUCUAAACUUUGGCGGGACCUUUCUAAAUGUUGGAACAGUUUUUUAGCCGGUCUUCGAUGGGAGGUGGGUGAUGGAGAGACUAUUAAAUUCUGGGCGGAUAAUUGGUUGAAUCUGGAUGAUAAUCUUUGUAAUUUAGCUCCUAAUCACAUUCCUGAUCUGGAAUUGCAUAGAUCCAUUGCUGAGAUCUUUCAGCAUGGUACCUGGGAUGUUCGAUAUUUGAAGCAAUUCUUAAAUGAUGAGCUAAUCUCUAAGGUGUUUUGCGUUCCUGUUGCUUUGGAAGAUAAUACUGAGGAUAAUGAAGAAACUCUUAUUCAUGUCCUUAGAGAUUGUUCUCAAGCCAAAAGAUUGUGGAUAGAUUGGUUUGGGAGAAGGGUCCCCAACGAUUUCUUCACAUUAGACCUACAGCCUUGGCUCAUAAAAAAUGUGAGUAAGGGUUGGAAUUAUCAAAUUCAUGUUGAUUGGAGAGAUAUUUUCUAUACUACUUGCUGGAAUCUUUGGAAUUGGCGUAAUCAUCAUAUUCAUGAUGAUAGUUUCCGAAGGCCAAGCAAUGAUAAGCGUGUCAUUUCUGAUUUUAUUGCGCAUGUAAUUGAAGCUAGAGGUAAGAAUAGAAGCAUUCUUGGCAGCUUCCCUAAUGCCCAUCAGCCUACUAAAUGGUGUCGUCCUGAACCUGGUCGGUUGAAGAUUAACACAGAUGGUGCUUCUUCCUUAUCUAGGCAGCAUGCUAGCUGUGGAGGCCUUGCUAGAGAUCACAAUGGUGCUUUUCUGGGUGGUUUCUCUUUCAGAUUAGGUUUCUGUAAUCCUCUUGAUGCAGAACUCUGGGGUAUCCUCAAAGGCUUAGAGCUGGCUUGGGGUACUGGUGCUAGGAGAGUGGAGUUGGAAUGUGACUCAGAAAUUGCUCUUAGCACUAUCCAAGAAGGGAGCAAUAAUCACAGAAACUCUCAGGUUGUUUCCCGUAUUCACAAAUGGCUUGCUGAAGAUUGGGAUGUUUGUUGGGUCCACACUUUUCGAGAAAAUAACAGAUGUGCUCACUGGUUUGCUUCUAGGCAUUUUGAGGAUGAUAAUAAUCUUAUUGUUUAUCAUUCUCCUCCUUCUCCUUUGUUAGAGCUCCUUCUUCAGGAUGCUUCUGUAGAUCUUUUAAGUUCUCGCGUCGUGUAA
Molecule: messenger RNA, 3681 nt
Organism: Gastrolobium bilobum
Lineage: Eukaryota; Viridiplantae; Streptophyta; Magnoliopsida; Fabales; Fabaceae
Exons: 3
Coding region: 1-3681 (1226 amino acids)
Molecular function (GO): nucleic acid binding; RNA-DNA hybrid ribonuclease activity
Source: RefSeq, a predicted model, not a curated record